AUGGCCCAGAAGACCGCAAUUCAGUAUCAGCUCCUCCAGAAAGGAGGCUCCUUUGUCCAAGCCCUAGCGCCACAUCCCACCCCAGGCCCGGAAGAAGUCUGUGUCCGAACUAAAGCCGUGGCCCUGAACCCACUGGACGUCAAGAACCGCGACCACGGCACUCUGAUCCCCACCUGGCCCACAGUCCUCGGAAUCGACGCCGCCGGCAUCGUGGACGCAGUCGGUGCAUCAGUUCAGGGCCUCCGGCCCGGCGACGAGGUCCUCGUCCCCUGCACGCCCGGGGGUCUGAGCGGCGGAGCAUUCCAGGAGGUCGUGACCGUGGGCGCCGCGUUAGUGGCCAAGAAGCCUGCUGGCCUCACCUUUGAAGAAGCGGCCUCGCUUCCUCUAUGCUACUUGACCGCUGCCGCGGCUGUCAGUGUUGGCCUGCGCGUCCCGCUCCCUCACCUGGACCCCGAGGGCACACCAAGCUCUCUGCGCUCGAUCCUGGUCCUCGGGGCCAGUUCGGCGACGGGCGCGGCGGCCGUCCAGCUGCUUCGGACGGCGCUGCCGUCGGCAACCAUCUUGACGACCAGCGCGGCUUCGCAUCAUGCGCGACUGGAGGCGCUGGGGGCCACGAGGUGCUUUGAGCGCGCGGCGGCGAGUGAGCCCGCGGUCAUUCGGGCGGCGACUGUGGGCGGCGGCGGGGUCGAUGCCAUCCUCGAUAUUGUGGAGGCGGCGGCGAGUGAGCCGGAGGUCUUGACUUCGUUGAACCCCGACGGUCCCAAGGUUUAUGCGCAUGUUGUCACGGGGACUGCGGUCGAUGUUCCGGAGGGGGUCCAGUCAGUUCCUGUGAAUGCGAGACAGAUCUUCGAAGUCAAAGGCGGCGCGGUGGCCAUGCCACGGCUGGGGGAGUUGUUGGCUGGGGGGAAGUAUAAGAUUCCCGUGCGCGUUGAGAUUAUAGGAAAGGGGUGGGAGGCUGUUGCGCGAGGUUUGGAUAGACUUGGAAGAGGGGUGAGUGGAACCAAGUUGGUCGUGAGUUUGUAG
Messenger RNA from Aspergillus aculeatus ATCC 16872, 1023 nucleotides. Its product is annotated as zinc-binding alcohol dehydrogenase family protein. Lineage: Eukaryota; Fungi; Ascomycota; Eurotiomycetes; Eurotiales; Aspergillaceae. The transcript has 2 exons. Gene Ontology annotation, molecular function: oxidoreductase activity, acting on NAD(P)H. The coding region runs from base 1 to 1023 and encodes 340 amino acids. The record is from RefSeq and is a predicted model, not a curated record.